Molecule: messenger RNA, 2267 nt
Organism: Alosa alosa (allis shad)
Lineage: Eukaryota; Metazoa; Chordata; Actinopteri; Clupeiformes; Clupeidae
Gene: jdp2a
Product: Jun dimerization protein 2a
Exons: 4
Coding region: 95-700 (201 amino acids)
Biological process (GO): regulation of transcription by RNA polymerase II
Cellular component (GO): nucleus
Molecular function (GO): RNA polymerase II cis-regulatory region sequence-specific DNA binding; DNA-binding transcription factor activity, RNA polymerase II-specific
Source: RefSeq, a predicted model, not a curated record
GCGUCUGUCCAUCCCUGCGUUCGUCUGGCUGGCACAGCAACUGACUUCCGCAUUCCCAAAUCUUCAAAAUAGGGAUCGGUAAAGAAACGGGCUGAUGCAACGAUAUCCACUUUUUAAAAUAUACUCUAGACCAUCUUCUGAUCCCAAAAAAGGACAUUUGCUGAACACGGAAACCAACCCAGCUGUGGUCGUAGGAGGGAGUAACAUGAUGCCCGGGCCGAUCCCUGAUCCCUCCGUGGCGGCCGGCUCCUUGCCUGGUCUGGGACUACUAGCAGGCAUCUCUGCCACAACACUGACCGAUCAGCUCAAGUAUGCUGACCUUUGCAGUCUGGGUGCCAUGCUGUCUCCACUGCAUCUGCUGGGCAAGAGGUCCAAAAGAGUCUUGCCCAUGAAGACUGAGAGAGACGAGGAGGAGGAGAGGAGGAAAAGGAGAAGGGAGAAGAACAAAGUAGCAGCAGCGCGAUGUCGAAACAAAAAGAAAGAGAGAACAGAAUAUCUACAAAAGGAAUCAGAAAGGCUAGAGAUGAUGAAUUCUGACCUCAAGGCCCAGAUUGAAGAGCUGAAGCACGAGCGUCAGCAAUUGAUCCUAAUGCUUAACCGACACCGGCCCACCUGCAUUGUGCGGCGAGACAGUGUGGAGACCCCAAACAGUGAGGCUAACCCCCUCUUGGAGCAGCUGCAGGCCGAGGCCAAGUUAUGAGCUUGGUAGUGUCCUGUGCCAUCACUGUGGUUCAUGUUUACUGCAAAAGCCUCAGAAGGCCUAGCUAGCUAGCCAGCAAAGCCAGCUAGAAGCACUUAGCUCAACCCUCUGGAGCGCUGCACAGAGGCCUGGAGGAGCACUCCUGCCUGCAAGCGUGGAGGUUGAGCCCUUGAUGAGAAAAUGAGAAACAGAAAGAUGGGGCCCAAUGUAAUUGGGCUUUGUUACUGAUGCCAAGACUCUUUCAUUACCCUUGUUGUCGUUUACACCUUUGCAUUUCUCACAACAUCCAGCAGGUUGAUACAAGCCUCAACAUUACUCCAGGUCUUGGGUUAUUUUGAUGUGUUUUCAUUGGGUAUGCUCAUACAGAAUGCAUUCAAAUAUGAUUGUGGUAUUGAUUUAGAUCUGUUCUUGGCCGUAGUUUCAGUUUUUUUUAUAUAUAUAUAUAUAUAUAUUUUUUUUUUUUUUUUUUUUCUGACGCAGGCGUCAUUUAUGCAUAUAUGAAGUUUACAUCUUUGUUACCUACAAUUAUAUACGCUCUUUUUAUACUACAUGUACAUGUAUAUUAAAUUUACCAUGUGCUAUCACUAGAUGUGAUCCAUUUUGUAUUACUGUCUCAAAUGUUUAUACAGUAUUUUUUCAUAGCUUUGGGACAAGCUCAAUAUGUAUCUUGCGCAAUGUUGACAACUGUUAAAGAUAUUUCACAAGAAUUGACUGUAUGUUUGGAUGACUCCUUUUAGACUUAAUACCUCUGCAUUUCAGUCUAAUUAAUUUUUGUUUGCUGUGAAAAAUUGCCAUACAAGUUGUCUAUAUACAAUAACUUUUCUAUAUAAAAUGUAUUUAGAUAACAUUUAUUUUGCAGAUAAUUAAAACAUAUUUUCCAAUAGCAUCUCACAUCUCAUUUACGUAUUUUAUUCUGAUUUGGCAAUAUUAUCAGGUCUAAUGACAACUUGAAUUGGGACUGAACACAACAGUUUAAAUCAGUUAUUUAAAGCUGAAUUUAAAGUGGCAUUUUUAUCUACAGGUUCAAUUUGACUUAUGCUAACAAGAUACACAGUGGAUGGUUCACACCAGCCCAGUACUAGGAAGCUCCUGAAUAAUUUCAAAUUACUUAAAAAACAAUACAUUCAAAAGUCAUCAAAUCACUGGUGGCCAAAAAGUAGCAAAAGGCCAGUCCACAAAAUUGUGUUCUUUAAUGAUCUGGACUUUCCCAUGACAUCAUCUUAUAACCUCGGAUAGAUGCGAGUGUGUUUGACCUGAGUUGUCCCCUGAGUUUUUUUAAGAGAACCCUGUGACCAUUAGAAGUACCAUUUGUGAAAGAGGUAUUUUUGUUUUUGUGUGAAUUUGGAUGGAUCGGUGCAAAAGGGGCAUAUAUUGGUGUGGUCAUAUGACAAAACCCAAACCCAAGGAUGUGUCAAUAUACUGUUUUAUUAAGAAACACAGUAAAAAUGUCAAAUAAUUACAAUCAGAUCAACACUGUACAGAAAAAAAAUGUCAUGGUGUUUAAAAUAUUGCAGAAGAAAACUGAAAAUGUUUAGCUUCAAAUAAUAAAUCUGACAUAUUUGAAUCA